AGACGCCCUCCUUUUUACGCCAACGAUUCUGCAAGUACGUUGGUCGGUUCCGCCCUCGACCGUAAGAUCAACGAUGUCGAGUCCAUCAAAGAACGUGUCAACACCAGCCCCAGGCUAGAGGAAGUUAGAAAACUGAUGCUAAAAGCUGAUCUUGAUUACUAUGUUGUGCCUAGUGAGGACGCCCAUCAAUCUGAGUAUGUAGCUGCUAGUGAUAAACGUAGGGAAUGGAUUUCUGGGUUUACAGGCAGUGCCGGGCAAGCAAUCAUAUCAAAGACUCAGGCCUAUCUGGUCACCGAUUCACGAUACUGGCUACAAGCUCGGGAAGAACUCGACUCCAACUGGCAUUUGAUCCCUGCGGGAGCCCCUGAUGGUCCCAAGGACUGGGUUGAAUGGCUCGUUGACCGCGUAAAAGACUCGAAGAUCGGAAUAGAUGCCCGCAUGAUAUCGCAUGAGACAGCAACGCGGCUGAGCUCGCAGCUUAAUCGCAAGAAUUCGAAACUGGCUUAUCCACCUCAGAAUUUUAUGGAUCUCGUCUGGAAAGAUAAGCCCCUACGAUCCAAGGACCCUGUAUUCAUUCAAUCUCUUGAAUUCACCGGCUGUGAAGCUGCUGCAAAGGUGACUGCCCUACGUGAUUGGAUCCAGACCCAGCCUGCCGCUGUGCCAUCUUAUUCCAAGAACCCGCCUACCGCUGCGCAAAUGCAUGUUGGUACACUGAUAAGCUCCUUGUCUUCUAUUGCCUACUUGCUCAACCUUCGUGGCUCCGAUAUACCUUUCAAUCCUCUUUUUUGCUCGUACCUCUUUGUUUCUAUGAAGAAAGUAGUGCUCUUCCUCGAUUCUUCUAAAGUCACGGAUGAAACUGAAGACUAUCUCAAUGCUCUUGGGGUCGAGAGGAAAGAAUACAACGAUUUAUGGACAUUCCUCCGUCGCAGAGAAUGGGGCGAAGGCAAACUACUCAUCUCCCCAGAAACAUCUUACGCAAUCUCGUUGAUGCUCACGCACUUUCGAUACACUGUUGCUCCAUCUAUGGUUGAUGGCAUGAAAGCAGUCAAGAACGAAAUCGAACUCGAGGGCAUGAGGCGAGCUUAUAUACGUGAUGGUGCUGCCUACGUUCGAUGGCUCGCCUGGUUGGAGCACAAAAUCCAGCAAGGAUAUGACAUUACCGAAUAUGAGGCUGCUUGGCGCCUGACUGAAUACAGGAGACAGAACAAGCACUAUUGGGGACUUGCCUAUGAGAAUAUAUCUGCUAGUGGGCCUAACGCGGCUCUACCCCAUUACUCACCCUCGAAGUCAACUGCUCGGAUGAUCGAUCGUGACACCCCAUAUUUAAACGAUUCUGGUGGUCAAUACCGCGAUGGGACAUGCGACACUACACGCACAGUUCAUUUUGGACGACCAUCACAAGACCAGUGCGAAGCAUACACACGAGUUUUACAGGGGCAUAUUGCUAUAGAUAGUGCAACUUUCCCCGAAGGAACCACUGGGGCUCAGCUAGAUGUAUUGGCUCGUCGUGCACUAUGGAAGGAUGGAUUGAAUUACCUCCAUGGGACAGGACAUGGUUUCGGCUCGUUCUUGAACGUCCAUGAGGGUCCUCACGGGUUCUCUAGCAGCGUGCCUCUUGUCCCAGGCCACGUUAUUACUAAUGAACCCGGCUUUUACCUUGAAGGGAAGUGGGGAAUGCGCAUUGAAUCCGCUCUCGCCGUUAGGCGUGUCAAGACCAAAGGAGAAUUCAACGGUGACAUCUGGCUAGGCUUUGAACGUUUGACGUGUGUUCCCAUUCAGACAAGAAUGGUGAAAGACAACAUGCUCACCAAGGAGGAGAAACAGUGGCUUAAAGAUCAUAAUCAGAAAUGCCGUGACAGAUUAGAACCAUAUCUGAAGGACGACAAGCGCGCUUGGAACUGGCUGAAACGAGAGGCCAGUCGUGGUAUCGGUAUCGUCGGUCCAGGACCUGGCGGCAUUUCUAUUGACUGGGAUUAGUCCUUCGCCAGUUCAGCUUACUUGGGAAUAUUUUUGCGAAACCCCCCACCUAUCACACCAGAUAUAUUACGAUUCACGGCUAACCAAGGAACUGUCGUAGGGCGUUCCUUAUCCAUGAUACCAUAUGACGAGAGACGAUUUUGACGUUAUUAUUGACUUCUCUGCACGAUUGUGCACCUUUUUUGUACUUACUUUUCGUGGUCAGCAACAUAUAUAUGCUCUGUCUUGAUGGCUGGGAUGUAUAUGUACUGUAUAGUGGAAUAUAGAUGUGAUAUACACCAGAA
Messenger RNA from Serpula lacrymans var. lacrymans S7.9, 2261 nucleotides. RefSeq lists its product as uncharacterized. Bases 136 to 1977 code for a protein of 613 amino acids. Gene Ontology annotation, molecular function: metalloaminopeptidase activity. NCBI's taxonomy places the organism in Eukaryota, Fungi, Basidiomycota, Agaricomycetes, Boletales, Serpulaceae. The transcript has 14 exons. The record is from RefSeq and is a predicted model, not a curated record.